This is a messenger RNA of Hyalella azteca, 7131 nucleotides long. RefSeq names its product heterogeneous nuclear ribonucleoprotein 27C. The transcript is spliced from 10 exons. NCBI's taxonomy places the organism in Eukaryota, Metazoa, Arthropoda, Malacostraca, Amphipoda, Hyalellidae. The record is from RefSeq and is a predicted model, not a curated record. Bases 91 to 1467 code for a protein of 458 amino acids. Gene Ontology annotation, molecular function: RNA binding.
GUAUCUUUGCAGUGAUAUUGCUUUGGCGAUUAAAGUAGAAGCUGUCAUUCCUAAUAGUGCUAGAAUUAAGUGCAGGGAUUACUAUCUAAUAUGGCUGACAAUUCCUGGCAAGGAAAUGGCUCUUAUCAAGUACAGCACAACCACCAAGGCUAUGACAUGAAGAAAGAUCAGAGUGCCUGGAGGAAUGACAUCAUGCCUCAGCAAGGCUCUGAUGGACACUCACGCCGCAAUAUUCCCCACGAUGGCGAGGAGCAAGGGAAAAUGUUUGUGGGUGGCUUGUCAUGGGAGAGCACUCAGGACACACUGCAGCGCUAUUUUGGCCAGUACGGUGAAGUCAUCGACUGCGUGGUCAUGAAGAACAGUGAAACUGGACGAUCUCGAGGGUUUGGCUUUGUUACUUUUGCUGACCCAAGCAAAGUAGACCUUGUCCUCAAGAGCGGACCUCACGAGCUUGAUGGCAGGACUAUUGACCCGAAGGCAUGCAACCCCCGCAGCAUGCAGAAACAGAAGCGUAAUGGUGGCAACUGGCCCAAGGUAUUCCUGGGGGGACUUCCCUCCAACCUCACCGAGACAGAUCUCCGGAACUUUUUCUCGCGUUUUGGCGCCGUCAUGGAAGUCGUCAUCAUGUUUGACCAGGAGAAGAAGAAAUCCAGGGGUUUUGGGUUCUUGUCAUUUGAGAGUGACGAUGCUGUUGAACGGGCAGUAGCCGAGCACUUCGUCAACAUCAAUGGCAAGCAAGUGGAAAUAAAGAAAGCUGAGCCCCGUGACGCCAGCAAGUCCCAGGACGGUCAGGACCAAUGGGGCUCUCCCCCUGACAGCCAGUGGGGCAUGCCGGGCAUGGGGCCUCCAGGCAUGGCGGGCAUCAACAAUGGUAUGGGUCCAGGCAACAUGGGCCCACCUUUAGGCCAUCCUUUGGGCCCCCAUAACAGCCAGAUGGGCGGGCCCGCGGCCAUGAGCACGGGCGGCAUGGUCCAGUCUUACCAAGGCUGGGGCACCCCUCCUGCCCAGCAGGGCUACCCGCCCCAGGGCUACGCCGCUGCCCCACAGGCUGCCCAGUACGGCAGCUGGGGAGCUGGCCAGCAAAUCCAGCAAUGGGGCACCCCGAGCUACGGCUCUGCUGGAUCCCAGCAGUACGGCAGUUUUGGAAUGGUUGAGGGCAGCAGCUGGGGCUGGGCCUCACCCCCGUCUACUCCCCCUCACCUCGACAUGGCGGGGGCUCCAGGGGCGCCGUCACCUAGCCUCGCUGCAGCAGGUGGAGCCGGAGCUUCAGCUGCUAAGGGAACAGACGACUACUCUGCCACCACAUGGGGCCAAUACUACGGUGGCGGGAGCGGUGACUCCGGCGCGUUGGCCGCGGCAGCAGCCUUCAGCCAACACCGCGCGGCCGCGGCUGCCGCGGGGUACACCCCCAUGGCGCCCGGGCAGCAGCAGCAACCGCCCCCUCACCAGCAGGACUCCGUGUGGUAAGCUGUCGUCGCUACGUUCUCUACCACCGCCGGCCGUCACCACCGACCACCACCGUCAACAUCACUUCUCUCCAGAUUAUUCCAUGUGAACAUCUUCAGCCUUGCGACCUAGAGCAUCAUGCUUGAACCCUCUUGAGCAACUUAUCGCGACAAAAUAUCCCUUUUAAAACGGAAAAAUUAUCACUGUCUAGCAAAGAAAAAAGUUCCUGGGAAGUUUGUGUGGCAUUAGCUGAACUCGCGCAGAUCUUGUUCUUAAUAAUGAAGCAGUAAUUUCGCGCGUAUGCCUGAAUCUAAUAUUAAAAGGAAAAAUGCUAAGUGUUGUUUAUAUUUUGACGCGUUUAGAUAGUAGCAGCUUAAUUAUGUAAUCAUUUAGUACUGGCUGCCAGUAUUUAGUAAAUGCGAGUUCAUCGCAACGCCAUUACCUACUGGGGGAACUGAUGAACUCCUGUACAAUUGACGACCUGCUUACUAACGGUAAUUUAUUGUUCCCCCCAUCCCGCGUUAGUUGAGCCUUCACCAUAAACAGUGAAUGAGCUAAUUAUUGGCCUCUUCAGGAUGUGUAUAUUACCUCUCCUGAUGGUUUGGCUGCCCAGACACUCCAGCUGCGAUAGUCCAGUGGCUAGAGUCCAAUGAAGCUCGGCACGCGCGCAAUUGUUGGCGUUAUUGGCGUUCGAGGUUUCCUUGAAAACCUCAUUUUUUUCUCUCGAGUUCUAAACUUCUUGAGCAUGACUAAUAGGAGACUCAAUUUUUGCAUUAUUACCGCGAUAGUGAAUCAAGUCUCCUUGUAUUUUAUCUGACUAUACUGACCAUUCUCGCUAGAUUCUUUCCUGGUCUGAGACUUUCUUGAAUUACUUUCGAUCGAGUUGAUUCACUUAUUUUUUCGCAAUUAAAUAUUAGUGGAGCAUGCAAUUACAUUUUUUACGAACAUGAAACCAUUCGAGUCAUUUUAUUUUAUUCAUUUACGUUAAUUUUCACUGUCGUCGUAGGAAAUGAGCCAAAUAUGCCUGAAACUUCAGUGAAUAUUUUUAAUUAAAUGUAAUUCACGAUAUAUAGUUUGAAGUCUGGUGCAUAUGAUAAUGUUUAAUUUGACAUUGUUUGCAAUAAUUUUUACUGAAUUAAAUUUUAAUGUAACUUCUAGAUGCAAUAAAACAGGUGGACUGUGGUGGAAAAUAGUGUAUUAAUCUAACGUACUUUUGUUCUAAAUUGUUUAGCGAGUAGAUUGAAUUGGGCGUAGAUUUGACUUAUUUUUACUGAGUGAGAGAGCAGUUGGUGCUUCGUUGUUUUCUGCUCCUCAUAUUGAUUACCCCACCGAUACCUCUCACUUCUCCCCAAAAAUAAUUUUUACUUCCUCCCCACCGAUUCCUCUUACUCCCUCCCACCGAAUCCUUGCUACCUCCAACUGAUACCUCUUGCUACCACCUAGCUUUUAUACCUGUCGAUAUUUCCUUCCCUUCAUAGUUGUUUAUUUUCCAUCAAAUCAGGUGGACUCUCAAUAUUCACUGGCUAUGUUAACUUUAUUUCUCCUACUUAUGUUAUUCUUCUACCAAGGCAACGUUAAUAGAAGGCCUAAAAGAUUUUGAAGGGACAAAAUGUUAAGAAUGUUCAGAUCUUUACUGCGAAAUUUUUCGAAAUUGUGUUUCUAGAUUGGAAUUUUGGCAGUGCCAGUUCCAUAACAUAGGUUGGGAGCUUUGAUUGUAAGUUUUUGUCAGGAGAUUUUUAUUAUAUUGACUAAUUAUUAUGAUAAUUACCUUGGCAUUUUAGUCUAAUUUAGCUGCUCCAAGAUAUCCUCAGAUGUUAGUACUUAAGAGCUGCAUUCUGAAAUUUGAUGCAAAUUUAUUAAAACCAAUCGUAAAAUCCCCUAAUAUGGAAAAAAGUUUUGAUUGGAUAAGAUCUGCAUCGGCGUGACGGUGUCAGUGGAAUGACUGAUUGAGUGAAUGUGAUUAAGUGGUGAAAGUUUAUGAAAGAUUUUUGUUGCCUUAUUAAAAUUGCUUGAUGUUUUAGAAUUUAGAUGAUGAAAGACUAACAGCAGCAUUAUUCAGAAGCUCGAAUAGUCUUAUCCCUUCAGGAAAACGAUACAAUGAACUUCGUUCCGCAAGACCAAAGAGUAGCCUACUGCUGAUUUUCUCCUUCUACUUCUAGUAGUAACGAUAAUGAUACUAAUAAUAUAAAUGCUAGUUAUGGCAACCAGCUUCAUUGAUGAUAAAGUACAAUUUGAGAUUUAAGCCCAACUGUAUGAGAGUGUUAAUCUUAAGCAUUUCUCGCUGGAAUAGCAUUUAUUUUCUCUUCAAAAUUGUUAUUCUCUAUACAUGACUCCGAAGGGAGAUUUUUUACCGCUACAUUUAUAUUGAUAUCAUUGAUGGUGUCUAUUUAGUGUUUAAAUAAAUUGCUCUAAGAACAUAUUCUUACCGGUGAUAGUAAGAACAAAGCUACUCACUGAUCUAACGGAGCAGUAAUUAUAACGUCGAUUUAUUCAAUGUCCUAGCAUCGUAGACAUUACCGAAGUAAAGUUGUGAUUCUCAGUAGGGUUAAUCGCAUAGUAUCCUAAUUUUGUAUCUGAAAGUUUUAUCGUAAAAUAAUUGACGUAUCUGACUAAUGUGUAAGGGUGAAGAAGUUGCCAUCAGUUUAGAGUGUGACCUUGUAAUCAUUCAUCAGAUUCUCUUUUGUCCCCGGUCAAACACGGCUUAAAUAUUGCCGUCGUCGCUCUAUCUACUCAGAUUUUGAGUUCGAAAAAGAUCGAUUGCUAUGUGAAUGAAAGUGUGACUUAGUCUAAUGAUGCCUUUUGUAUAGAAUUUAGGUUUUAAGUUAUAGCCUAUAUUUUGUACAUAGAGGAGAAAAAUUUCGGAUGGAAGCAAGUGCUGUGUUGCGGAUUUUUGCGAGAGAUGUGUAUGGAUUGUGCGAUGCUGUUUCUUGACAGCGCUUUCUUUAAGAAGUGAUAGACGAGCAGUAGCGUCGGGCUCGGUGGUUGUGCUCGAGGGCCCCGGCGGUGGUGGCGAGAGGUGGGUGAACCGCAGAGAUAGAGUCUCUCAUUACCUUCGUACAAACUGUGUUCUCUACGGUGGUGAGAGUUGGGGCAUAUUAUCAUGACCUUUUGCCCCUUGCGACGGAUGGACUAGUAGGAGUCAACCUUGUACUAAUAUUAAACUGUCGCCAGAUAAUCCCUGAGCUAUGGUUGAACUUCUGCUAAUUUUUAACUGUAGGUGUAGUCAGUUUCCUUAUUAGUGACAAGUUUGCGCUGUUCAACCCUUGCUAAGUGUGAGUGCGGUCUCUAGGCUAGUUGGUAGAAUAAGUUUGUUUGGAGUGGGUAUGGUAUAGGGUUAUGUAGUAUGUAGUAUAAGAUUUUGCAUGCAACCGAUCACUGCUUCUUAAGAGCAUGGCCGGUCUUCGUAGUUAGUGUUCUAAUCAUUCGUUCUUUCUUACUCGUAAUGUCUAACAAGGAGGGGGAAAAGACGGGCAAAUGUUAAUAUUAUCGUGGAAAAUGAAGCAUUUCUCUUCGAUCAAAUUGUCAUCCAAGGACCCUAAGCUAGAACCACAUGGCAUUUUAAAUAGUGGUUUGGAGAACAGUGCUUCGCAUGUCCUAUUAAGAAGAGUCCAGUUAAUUCCCACCUUCUUGUACUCGUGUUACCUGAUCAUGUUGCGCGACCCUCUUGCCUAUUUAGAUGAGCUAUAUCGCUGCACUCCCUCGCCUUCCGGUAGUCGCUCUUUGACCACCCGCGUUACGUUGUGCUACGUCACUCCACUGCUAAGUUUAUCUCUGCGGAGGGGCGUCAGCAGCGUCAAAAGAUUUCAGGCUGUCGCCUGUGGUUGCCGGCUUUGUUUCACUUUGUCAAUGACGCUUAGAUUUUAGAACGUUUCCAGGCACUGUGCGUGCGUUUUCAUGUUCUGUUCGUUUUCCUCUGCUACUAAUAAGAAUAAUGCUGUAAUACCGCUUCGUGAAUCAUCUUUUGAGACUUGUAGUUUUGCAAAUUAUAUUUAACGACUAAAACCUGGCUCUCAUAUUAUUAAGUUGUGAGAAUUGGUAGUUGGUAACCCUCGGUCUCAUUUCCGUUGUGUGUGAUUGUUGAUACUCAUUCUUGAUGAGCGAUUUUCGCGCGUUAAUUCUAAUUCUUGUUCUACUGUUUGCAGAAUUAAUACUAUGAAGUUGUGAGGACGGAUAAUUGUCACUAAUUUGUGUCGAUGCAAUCCUCCGGAACUGUUAGUUUUAAUAAAAUUCCCGUAGCCGUAUUGCAGCAUAUCAGUGCAUGAAACUUGUCGUGGUGUUACUGAUGUAUCUAGCUAUAAGAAUUUGUGUUGUUUACAAGCGUUUUUUUCUUAUUUUAAGGGCAGGGUUUAAUUAUUAUUAUUCUAAGAAAGCAUUCUCGUGUGCACUUGCAGCCAACUUCGAUUACCUGUUGCCUGGUGCCAGCAUCCGCUUGUGGAUGGCCACUGUCUACCUCACAUGUAGUGAGAGUUUUUAAGGUUCUAAAGGUUCUGGUGAACACAAACUGCUAUCGGCACCUCGCCAAACACUCUGCAUAGGCGUACGCUUCAAUCUCUCGAGCAAUGCAAGGGACUCCUCGUGCUCUAGUGUCAACUCCUCAAGUGCUAGACUUAUGCCUCUACUUCUUAAUCGUAUAUAAAACAAAUUAAAAAUGAUAAUACAACUUGCUAAACGAUACAUGAUUUUUUCAUACUUUUAUAUUUUGGCGCGUUUUGUCUAUUUAUGUAGUAAUCUUAAGGCGAUAUUAGGUUAAUUUUUUAAAUGUAUCACAAGUUUUAUAGUGAUGUAUAUAACUUCUGGAUAACACUUACAUUAAUAGUACGAUCUAAGUGUACAUAAGAUUUGCAUUAUUGGUUGUAAAUAAUUACUGAUGACAUUUAGAAAUAGCCCGGUAGAAAUUUUGGGGAAAAAUCUAUUUAUUGCUUGUUCAGUUUUUUGGUUAAGGGAUUUUUCUGUUGUGAACCGAACUGUAUUAAGUUGAGAGUAUAGUCUGCAGCAGCUGGCGUUGUGAUGCUAGAUAAGGUAGCUCUUUAAAGCUCUGUAACAUCUUUAGGAUAAUAAGCUUAGGCUGCUCCUCUCCACGUUGUAGUCCACCGUUAGCCCUAAGUCAACGUUCUUUAUGGCCGAAACUCCUAGCGGAUUCGUUCUAGGGCUGAAAUCUUAAGCUUUAAUCGUAGCACCUUAUGCAGAGUGUUUGGCGAGUUAUACAAGUUCAUGAGAUCGCACAUGACCAAUGGUAGAAGGUCGUGAUGACCUAAUGAGGCUCGCAGCUACGCCUUAUUUGAAAGAUUUUAUGAACGUCGAUGUGCUGGUAUGAGUUGUUCCAGGACCUAAUUCUUAAAUAACCGAUUAAAGUGUGCCUCAAACACACGCUAAUUAUGCUCAAAUCAAUGAUGUAAGUGAAGGAAUUCUUUAGAUAAUUCUUACCGAAAUUAUUGAUGAACUAUUUAGACGUAUUUCUGAUAAGUACUUUUUAUCACUUAAAUUCAUCGGAGCCAUUAAAAUUUAAGUAGUUUAAUUCUUGACGCAUUUUUAUUUAACUCUUGUACAUAGUAGAGUUAAGGCUGCAGAAAUUAGACGAGUGCCACAUUAUAGGUAUAAAUGAUAGACUUAGUUACUUUGUACAAUCCAUAUUAGUUCUUCUAAGCAGCUGAUUACCGGCUUAUAAGAAAGAAAUGUUUGAAGCUA